This is a messenger RNA of Capronia coronata CBS 617.96, 1245 nucleotides long. RefSeq lists its product as uncharacterized. The record is from RefSeq and is a predicted model, not a curated record. The transcript has 2 exons. Bases 1 to 1245 code for a protein of 414 amino acids. NCBI's taxonomy places the organism in Eukaryota, Fungi, Ascomycota, Eurotiomycetes, Chaetothyriales, Herpotrichiellaceae.
AUGCCUGUCGCAGGCCAGAUGAAUCCAGGCAGGUCGCGCCGAGCAGAUGGAAAUGGAAAUGGAAAUGGAGUCGCUAUGGAGGAUGCAGAAGCAGAAUUACGCCGUCGCCGGGAUCGUGCCAAAGAAUCGCAGCGUGCAUUCAGGCAAAGACAAUCGAACAGUGCGCAGAAAUUGAAGCAUGACCAUGAACAACUCAAACGCCUCGUCGGCGAGAUUGUGGAUGCAGCCCGGGUCCACGACCCUGCGCAGUUGAGUGUAGCCAUCACAAAGGCGGCGAAGGCUGUAGGACUAGACACGACGUGUCUCACUCCCUCAGACACUCCCACAGACACUCCCUUUCCAGAGGGGCCUAUGAAUACGAAUCUCGGUGUCGACUGGCAAAUUACAGAUAGUCCUGGUGCUGUGGCCUCGGAGAACAUCAUCCACAAGCCCCAGAACUGGUCGCCUCUGAGCAGUCUUGACAGUGAAGCAGCACUUGUCCAGCAGACACAGACACAGACACGCUCGGGACGCAUGAGCCCACGAUUCGAUUACGGAGUCUGGAUAGACCCCGACCGCUUCCUCAAAAACUUCGAGCCACCCAUUGACAUUGCGCCCUAUCUCGGCCGUGGAGAAUACACCAUUGCAGGCCACAUCGCCUGGGCCUGUCUGGACCUGGGGUAUACCUACCUGCAGGACAUUAUGGAGCAGCGAGCCCUCACUCCCAUCUUCAACACCACCACCGCCAGCCUCACGCCCGAGCAGGAUUCCGAGGCAGAUUACCCCCGCUCAUUGCCCCCCAAUUCAGGCGCACGUCGUCUGUUUGAUCUCGCCCUCCGUCAUUCGAUGCCGCUACAUGAUCUCGACUACAUCAUUGCCAUGGUGGAAGCACGCAUCGAGUUCCGUAGAUUGGGCUACAUGCGCCGAGACAAUCCCGGCGCCGACGCCGUCAAGCGGGAACUCCUUCAGGGGCGUGUCUUUGAAGAUCAUCGAAAGAGAGGCGUGAGGAUGGAUCAAUGGUGGUCGGCAAUGGACAUCGAGAGAUACAUUGAGCGCACCAUGGGGGUCUAUGAGUUUGCCUCCUUUCAGGCCGCACUACGUGCUAGGCAAGAGGCACACACCAACCUGCUGAUGCCACUGGCACACUCUCUGGCACAGCGUGCCAUCUGUUUUGGCGACGGACCUCGCUGGAGGGCAGACCACGUUGCUAUGUUCGCGCGUACCUGGAUCAGCAUGGUACGCAAUAACAAGGAGACGAGGUGUUGA